Halichondria panicea is the source of this 2264-nucleotide messenger RNA. Its product is annotated as mucin-2-like. Lineage: Eukaryota; Metazoa; Porifera; Demospongiae; Suberitida; Halichondriidae. The transcript is spliced from 4 exons. Bases 126 to 2069 code for a protein of 647 amino acids. The record is from RefSeq and is a predicted model, not a curated record.
GUCUGUACUGCACAUGUAUAUAGGUAGUCGCAUGUACCAGGUUCAGAGCAGAGCUGACUAUAGUUAUUUAUAGGACAGCAACAAAAGAGACUGUUGCAUACAACAGAGAAGAGCUCAAUAACAAUAUGUUCAUGAAGCAACUCAACUUCUAUCUCUUGAUGGUGGUAGUCAUCAGCUAUAGUGCAAGAGCACAGCAAACAGCAACACUGCCAACAACAAUGCCAACAACGAUGGAACCAACAACGAUGGAACCAACAACAAUGGAACCAACAACGAUGGAACCAACAACAAUGGAACCAACAACAAUGCCAACAACGAUGGAACCAACAACAAUGGAACCAACAACAAUGCCAACAACGAUGGAACCAACAACAAUGGAACCAACAACGAUGGAACCAACAACAAUGGAACCAACAACAAUGGAACCAACAACGAUGGAACCAACAACAAUGGAACCAACAACAAUGGAACCAACAAUGGAACCAACAACAAUGGAACCAACAACGAUGGAACCAACAACAAUGCCAACAGAACCAUCAGGCAGAGAACCAGGUAGUACCCCUCGAAUUAACACAGCCACUGCAGACACAACAGAUGAAGCAGACGAAGAUGACACAGAAGACCAAGACAGAACACCAACAUCUACAGAUAUGGCAAUGACAGAAGGUAUACCCACACAGACGCCUACAACCGGAGAACAACGUCCUGAAACAAUACAAUCACCACCAUCAUCAACCAGGACACCAACACAGCGGCCACCACCACCCAGGACACCAACAGUUUUCAACAUUCAAAUAUCAGCUGGUGGUGGAGCUCAAAUCAAUUUAAACGUGACUGCUCAGCAAGAGCAACGAGACAAUUCUAUUAGUAUCAUAUUCACUUUCGAAACAGAAGGCACUCCAGCAAAUGGAGCAACUUAUGUAAUGCGUUGUGAAGCUACCAUUGGCACACAACGAGAUGUCCACAUUAGGAGACUGGCUGAUUUUGUUUCUGUGGCUACAAUCGAGAGGUUGCAAGGAAGUCAAAGGUACACAUUCAGUGUAAGAGUGGAUAACGAGGAAGCCAUUACUAAUAUUAGAAUGAGGGGAAUGAGGGAAGACUUCACGAUCGAUACAAUAGCGAUUACAAGAAGUUCGAUAUGUCUAAAUGCGGCCAUAGCAAUUAUGACAGUGGCUGUCAUUUUGUUUGUUGUCAUGGUGAUAGCGUGGGUGAUACUGUGCAUUGUAUUGUGCAAAAAGAGAUCAAAAAAUCAAAGUUUCAGCCCAUCUAAAUACGACACGACUAAUAACAUACGCCCACACAGCCACACCCCCAUUACACAGCGGCCCCUCCCCUCUCCACAACACAAUACUGAAGGGCAAACUUAUGAAACAAUACCUGGCUCCACCUAUGAAUACAUUGUUGCCGGAAGUGUUGCUACGGAAACGGUACUUUCUAGCGAGAGUAGGGAGUCUCAUUGCUACCACGUUUUAGAGAAAACUGUGCCGGAAAAAUCGAAAACUAUAUCAAACGUUUCAAAUCAAGUUAGUAACACUGACACUGACAAUACAGUCAGUCAUGACGUGGAAAACAGUAGCCAUACUUAUAAUACUCUGGAAGACAGGUCGAUUGAACAGAAAUUGGGUGAUUCUCAACUAACAGAAGACAACGGGAGUCAAGGGGUCACGAUUGUUGUACCCCCUCAAGAGCCCCUGGAGUACGAGUUGCCUAGCAACGCAUUGAGACAAAACGUUGCUUAUACGGACAGAACCAUCACCAUACAAGGCGAGUCAAUUGUGCAGAAAGAGAGCAAAGAAAAUGAAACAAAAGACAAAGGUGGUCAGGAGGUCGAGAUUAUGGUACCCUCCCAAGUGGCCCUGGAAUACGAGUUGCCUAGCAACACAAUGCGAGAAACUUAUACUACCACAGUCAGUACUGUCGUGGGAAAUGCCGGGCACACCAGCACCACUAUACAAGACAAGUCGAUUGAACAGAACUUAAGUGAGUGUAAACACAGCGAGGAGAUAUCCACUGAUUCUCAAUCAAAGGAAGGCCGAGGCGGUUGCAAUGAAAGUAGCAGUAGUUAUUGAACAAAUACUCAUGAAAACUAAUGCUGACUCAGCAGUUACCCAUGCAUCAUCCAUUAUUAUUAUGUUAUAAUAAUUAAGUAUAAUAUAUACCUGUGUGAAUUAUUCACAUUAAUUUGUAAUUGAGUAUGUGAUCGUGUACAAUUGCAUAUUAUUCUUGAAUACUAUUAUUAUACUAAUGUUAUUUUUAAACUUAAA